Molecule: messenger RNA, 219 nt
Organism: Sclerotinia sclerotiorum 1980 UF-70
Lineage: Eukaryota; Fungi; Ascomycota; Leotiomycetes; Helotiales; Sclerotiniaceae
Exons: 1
Coding region: 1-219 (72 amino acids)
Source: RefSeq, a predicted model, not a curated record
AUGACACGCAUGUAUCAAGAAUUCAAAGAUCAAGGUAAGGUAAGGGAUGAAGAAAAUGUAAUAAAUGUUAUUGGACGUAAUAUUGACAUCAGUUUCCUUGAGAUAUUAUCCGAAAGGGGGUUCAAGGGAUAUUUGACGAAUAAAGUUGUUUGUAAAGGUUCGUGUUGGAUAUAUGGUACACAAGUGCAGAAUGCAGAAUGCAACAGGUUGGAGAAGUAG